Messenger RNA from Chenopodium quinoa (quinoa), 1497 nucleotides. RefSeq names its product putative UPF0481 protein At3g02645. NCBI's taxonomy places the organism in Eukaryota, Viridiplantae, Streptophyta, Magnoliopsida, Caryophyllales, Amaranthaceae. The record is from RefSeq and is a predicted model, not a curated record. Bases 1 to 1497 code for a protein of 498 amino acids. The transcript has a single exon.
AUGAUCGAUGAUGAAAUCGAAGAAGACGAUGGAGACAUCCAUGUAUCCAUAUUCAAUGUCCCUAAUGCCUUAAGGGAUAUAAAUCCUAAUGCUUACACUCCUCAAUUGGUUGCUCUUGGUCCUUAUCAUUAUCGACGUUUUAAGCUUCAAGAAAUGGAGAGAUACAAAAUUUCUUCAGCUAAGAGGUUUCAAAAUCGAAAGCAAAGCACAAAAUUGCACACCAUUGUGGAUCAAUUGAUAAUGCUCGAUCAUAGAAUUCGAGCAUGCUAUCACAAAUAUUUAGACAUCAGUAGAGAAACAUUAGCAUGGAAGAUGGCUAUUGACUCUGCCUUUUUGCUUGAGAUUAUUGACAUUUAUAGCAACAAAGAAGGAAAGUUUUUAUGUCAAACUUCUUCCAAGAUUGUUGAUUUUGCAAGAAGGAAAUCGGUAUAUAACACUAUCUUGAGGGAUAUUAUGAUGUUGGAAAAUCAAAUUCCUCUAUUUGUCCUAAGAAAAAUUUCGAAUUAUUGGUUUCAUUCUUCAAAUAUGGUUGAUGAAAUAUUGGAUGAUGUCCUAGUUGGCUUAUGUAAAGAUGUUUCUCCUUUCAAAAUGUUGAAUUGGGCACAAAUUCAACCCUCUUCUUGUGCGCAUAUUCUAGAAUUUUUGUACAAAAGAUUGACUCCUAAAGUAGAAGAAACGGUUGAAAUCGACGAAAAUGUUAAUCAAGGCAUCAACGAGGAAAGAAGGUUAUGUAAGUUGCUUUCACAACUUAAGGAGUCCUUACAUCAAAUUCCACUUAAAGCCGUCUUCAAAUUACCCUGGAUUUUCAUUUGUAGCCUUCCUGGUUUAGCCAUUUUGUCUGCUGUUGUUUUGCCUAAGGAAAAUAAUUUCGAAAACCCUAUUGACACCAAAUCUACUCAAGACAACAUGCCACCUUUAUUUGAAGAAAUUAUGAUCCCAUCUGUCAUUGAACUUUCAAAAUCCGGGGUCACAUUUUUGCCUGUUAAUGGAGAUAUAAUGAGUAUUAAUUUUGAUCAAAAGAGUAAGAAAUUCUAUCUCCCUACCAUUAGUAUAGAUGAUAACACCGAGGUUAUUCUACGAAACCUAGUAGCAUUUGAGGCAUCAAGCACAUUAGGUCCAUUAGUAUUUACUCGUUACACCGAGGUAAUGAAUGGCAUUAUUGAUACAAAAGACGAUGUAAGGCUCUUAAGAGAGAAAGGGAUUAUACUCAACUACUUGAGAAGUGAUGAAGAGGUUGCUAAUCUUUGGAAUGGGAUGAGUAAGUCAUUGAGAUUAACAAGAGUUUCUUUCUUGGAUGAAGUCAUUGAUAAUGUCAAUAGGUAUUAUGAAGGGAAUUGGAAGGUCCUAUUAAGUAGAUUCAUGAACGCAUGUUUAAUCAAUUCUUGGCAAUUUUUAGUAUUCAUAGUAGCUGCUUUAAUCUUGUCAUUGUUGAUAUUACAAGUAUUAGGUUCACUCUUGUACAAUUCUCGCAUGGUUGGUCCACAUCCUCAAGGAUGA